AUGAUUCCCCAACAACUUGGAAAUCUCUCAAGUUUGCUCUAUCUUGGGCUUGGACAUAAUUUAGACUUAUAUGUUGACAACCUUCAUUGGGUGUCUAGUCUUUCUUCAUUGGAAUCACUAGACUUAUCUUAUGUUGAUCUUAGUAAGGCAUAUGAUCAUUGGCUUUUAGCAAUAAAUAUGAUCCCUUCCUUGCAAGAAUUACACUUGUCCUAUUGUUAUCUUAGUCAUAUUCAUUUUCCAUCUCACAUAAAUCUUACAUCCCUUGAGACACUUGACCUGAGUUACAACUCUCUUGAGCUUCGAGGUUCAAUUCCUUGUACCUUUCGAAACAACAUGAGCCUUUUAAAAUAUCUUGAUUUGUCUCGCAAUAAUAUAGACUCUGUCAUUCCUAAUUGCUUAUUUAGUUUUUCUAAUCUUGAACACCUCCACCUUUCUAAUACUAAACUGCAUGGAGUUAUCUCAAGUGAUGUAGCAAAUUUGACCUCUAUAGUCAGUUUAAACUUGAGAAGUAAUGCUCUAGCAGGAAAAAUCCCUUCAUCUAUGGGAAAACUCUGCAAUUUGAAAGAAUUUGAUUUAGGAGGCAAUAAUUACAAAGGCAGUGUCUCAAUGGUUUUCGAAAGCUUGUCAGGUCGCCUUUCUAAAAGUUUGAAGUCACUGAAUUUGGGGAGGAAUUUUUUCGAUUCCUUUGGUGGCCAAUUAGUGGAUAAAAUAAAAGAUUUUGAGAAUUUAGAUGAUUUCUCUCUUCAAUCUAAUAAAUUUUCAGGCCCCAUUCCAAUUCCAAUAUUUAAAAACAUAAUAUCCUUGAAGUCUUUAGAUCUUUCUUAUAACAAUUUUAGUGGACCUCUUCCUGAAAGCUUAGAUUCUCUCUCAAAGUUAGAAUCUUUCUACAUUUCCAAUAACCAUUUCAAUGGUCCUCUACCAAAAAAUCUCGGGUCUCUCUCACAAUUACAAAAACUAAUAAUUUACAGUAACCAUUUUAGUGGUCUUCUACCAGAAAGUCUUGGGUCUCUCUCACAAUUACAAACACUAAUAAUUUCCAAUAACCAUUUCAGUGGUCUUCUACCAAAGAGUCUUGGGUCUCUCUCAAAUUUAGAAUAUCUUUCAAUUGAAUCAAAUUCUUUUGAAGGUAAUGUGUGUGAGUUUCAUUUUGCCAACCUCAAAAAGCUUAAGCACAUAUUUGCUUCUGAAAAUAACUUGAGCUUUAAAGUUUAG
This is a messenger RNA of Cannabis sativa, 1212 nucleotides long. Its product is annotated as LRR receptor-like serine/threonine-protein kinase FLS2. The transcript has a single exon. Gene Ontology annotation, molecular function: protein binding. Bases 1 to 1212 code for a protein of 403 amino acids. The record is from RefSeq and is a predicted model, not a curated record. NCBI's taxonomy places the organism in Eukaryota, Viridiplantae, Streptophyta, Magnoliopsida, Rosales, Cannabaceae.